AUGGCACGCCCAACUGCGGCAAGGUCCCCGGAGUGUGUCCCCACCCGGGAUGAUUGGAAGAACAUGAGCGACCUGAUCGAGAAGAAGAGAGCUCAGAAUCGCGUGGCCCAGAGAAAUUACCGCCGGAAUGUGAAACGGAGAAUCGAAGAGUUGGAACAGCAGGUUGCAGCCCAGGCGAAGCUGCUGGCCUUGGAGGGUGAAGUAACAGAGCUUAGCCAUGGCCGCGCCAGUGCUCACACGCCUCUACCGCAAGGGCCCGAGGACCCGAGCGCGCCUCUUCCCACCCCGAGCAGCAACGAUUUCCGUCUCCUGGAAGACUCCAUCAACACCGAUGCUCUCUAUCUGGGUCACGAGCAGGAAGGCGACGCGCACGGAGCCUUCUCGUUCUCGGGAGACCACGCCCAACGCCAAGGCAGCGCCUCGACCUGCCACGACCUCGACCUCGACCUCGACCUCGACCUGGACCUCGGCCUCGGCUCGCCGUCACCGUCACCGUCGCCGCCGGAAUCCGGCGUGGAGGGGCGGAUCGAGCACCUGGUCGGGUGCGCCCACCGGGCCGGGUUCGCGGACCUCGACUCGGCCGUGGCCGCCUUCUACACGGCGCGGUUCGACGAGGGGUCGGGGUGCUCGGUGGCGCAGCGCCUCGGGCGGAAGCGGUGCCUUCCGAAGCUGCUGCAGGAGCUGCGCGCCGCCGCGGGAUCGUGGCGGCCGUGGGAGGCGCACGCCUACCGGGACGAGGUCGUCAGGUCGGCCGAGGCGCUGCUGCUCGCCGAGAUGCGCUCCGACGACGCUUCCGCGGCGGGCGGGCUCCUGGAAUCGUCCACGUCGGGCGGUCGGGACGGCGGCUGGAGGUGGCUGUCUCAUCGGCUGCAGGACAAGGUAGGCCUAAGGCGAACGUGGUGGGACUCCGGGCACGCGGCUGAAUCCGGAGCAGGUGCCCGAACUAUGGUCGCUCUUGAUGACCCUAUCUCUGGGGGGGUGCGGGCAGUCGCAGGUGCAGCAUCGGCCACGCUUGGUCGCUGCCGCCAUCUCGUUGCUCUUGGUGACGAACGAUCAGCCGCUGGACGAAAUAAGCCGGCGCAUCGGUCAGAUACUGACGGGAAGCACUCCGGACCGCUUCUAGAGCCGAACUCAAUCAUCCCGCUCAACAUGACGGAAUUUCCAUUCUACGUCAAGGAGCAUGUCAUUCCUUGUCAGCACGUCCGAGGCUAUCCUCGCGCCACCGCGCACGAACAGGAGGAGGUACUCCACCUCGCCAUUAAGCAGUACAUCCCACAUGACAACCCGAGCCCACAAGUCGGCGACGUGACCAUAAUCGGCGCACAUGCGCAAGGGUUCCCCAAGGAACUAUACGAGCCACUCUGGGCGGAGAUCCACGAUCGGGUAAAAUCCGCAGGCGUCUCGAUCCGCGGCAUCUGGAUCGCGGAUGUCGCCAACCAAGGCGCCAGCGGCGUCAUGAACGAGUUCAAGCUUGGAAACGAGCCCUGCGCCUUCGACCACGCCCGCGACCUGCUGCACAUGGUCAACGCCUUCCGCGACCAGAUGGUGCGGCCGCUCGUCGGCAUCGGGCACAGCAUGGGCGGCACCAUGCUGGUCAGCCUGGCGCUGCUGCACCCGCGGCUGCUCGAGAGCCUCGUCCUCAUCGACCCCAUCAUCCACCGCCGCAUCUUCGCCGACGGCUACCACCGGCCCGCCCUCGCCUCGGCCCGCCGCCGCGACGUGUGGCCCUCCCGCGCCGCCGCCGCCGAGGACUUCGCCAGGAACAGGCUCCAUCGCCGCUGGGACCCCCGCGUCUUCGACCGCUGGAUCGAGCACGGCCUGCGGCCCCUCCCCACCGCCGUGCACCCGGACGCCCCCGCCUCCGCGGUCACCCUCGCGACGACGAAGCACCAGGAAGUCUUCACCUUCCUCCGCCCGACCUUUGACGCCUUCGCUUUCGACGACGACGACGACGACAAUCAGAAGUCCGCCGACGCCGACACCGCGCCGCCGUUCGAGCGGCCCGAGCCCGUCGUCACCUUCCACAUGCUGCCGCACGUGCGGCCGUCGGUGCUGUACGUGUUCGGCGGGGCGUCGCACUACACGGCGUGCGAGCCGACGGCGGACAAGGUGGGGCGCACGGGGACGGCGGUCGGGGACGGGCGGCGGCGGCGGCGGCGGCGCGUCGCGGCGGUGACGCUCGACGGCGCGGGCCACCUGAUGCCGAUGGAGGAGGUGGGCCGCACGGCGGCGGCGUGCGCGGCGUGGCUGGCGCGCGAGACGGCGCGGUGGCGCGCGGACGAGACGGCCGAGCGCAGCGCGUGGGCGUACGUCCCCGACGAGCAGAAGCGCGUCCUCGCCCCGCGCUUCGUCGAGAUGCUGCAGGCUGCCGCGGCCGGUGGUCCCGCUGCUGGCGCUGCCGGGCGGCGGGGAGGCCGUGCCGCGGCCGACGCGAAGCUGUAG
Diplodia corticola is the source of this 2442-nucleotide messenger RNA. RefSeq names its product toxin biosynthesis protein. The transcript has 6 exons. Gene Ontology annotation, biological process: regulation of DNA-templated transcription. The record is from RefSeq and is a predicted model, not a curated record. Bases 1 to 2442 code for a protein of 813 amino acids. NCBI's taxonomy places the organism in Eukaryota, Fungi, Ascomycota, Dothideomycetes, Botryosphaeriales, Botryosphaeriaceae. Gene Ontology annotation, molecular function: DNA-binding transcription factor activity.